AUGGUUAACACUCACGAGGCAGAGCGCCUACACAUUUUGAUUGCUGGGGCUGGGAUUGGAGGCUUGUUGGCCGCGAUCGCCCUUAGACAAGCUGGCCAUGUUGUACAUGUAUUUGAAUCAUCUCGCUUUGCGGUCGAGCUCGGUGCCGCAAUUCAUCUCCCUCCAAACGUGAACGGACUUUUGCGGCGAAUGGGUAUCCAGCCAGAGGAGUUUCGGUGCAACGAUGCGGAAUUUGUAUCCGUUUUUGACGCUCAGGGAAACGUUGUGAGCUCAAAGGACGUUCGCAACUUGCGAGAGAUCUAUCCAUUUCCCUGGCAAUUGAGUCAUCGAAUCGAUCUCCAUGAAGCGUUGAAAGCAAAGGCUACUUCAAUCCACGGCCCUGGCAUUCCAGUCACCAUUCACCUACGAAGCAAGGUCAUUGACUGCGAUCCUGCUUGCCCUUCGCUGACCCUAGCCGAUGGAAGCCAGGUGCAAGGAGAUCUUCUCAUUGGUGCUGACGGUGUUCAUUCUGUACUUCGUAAGAUUGUCGCUCAAGAAGACAUCGCGGCAGAACCCUCUGGCGGAAGUGCCUUUCGGUUUCUUAUCCCAAUCUCAAAGAUCAAAGCGAAUCCAGAGACCGCAGCCCUUGUUCAGAAGCAUGGAGAGCUUCAAUUCUGGGAUGGUCAGUAUCGUCGCCUCGUGAUUUAUCCUUGCCGGAAUAAUACGGAACUCAACUUUGUGUGCUUACACCCUGAUACCGAGAGCGAGGGUACAACUGAAGGAUGGAACAUUACCGGAUCCCAGGAGAACCUCCUCAGAGUGUUCGACGGGUUUUCUCCAGCCAUGAAAGCUCUUCUUGCGAUGGCUGACCCUGACUCUAUCAAGCUUUGGAGGCUCCUGGAUCGCAAGGCUCUCGGAACUUGGAUCAAUGGCAAGAGUUGUCUCAUUGGAGAUGCGGCACAUCCAUUCCUUCCACAUCAAGGCCAGGGUGGUGCCCAAGCAAUCGAAGAUGGAGUCGCACUGGGUGCAUUACUCCCCAAAGGUACUACUCGAGAUGAUAUUCCUGGUCGACUCGAGCUGUACAUGAAGUGUCGCUACGAAAGAGCAACCAUGGUUCAGAAUUUUUCCCGUCAAGCAGCGUUUAAAAUCAGUGCCAAGGACGCCGUUGGAGGUACAUCAACCGAUCCUCUUGAAUUUAUGCGGAUUAACUUCGGACAUGAUGCGCACGACUUUGCGGCUAACGUGCUUCGCAAAGACCAGGUGAGUCGGACCCCGAAGCCAAAUACAUUGUGUACUCUGUUUGGUCCCUCGACACCUUUGAUUUUGGGCACCCGUGGUUCUCACGGUAUUCUUGGAUCGCCCGCAAAGAGACUACUGGAGAUUGAAUUCCGCGCUCGUCGAAACUACCUUGAAACCUUCCUUCCAAGAAUGGAUUCACGUAUUGCCUCGCCUGGCGGUUGGAGCAAGGCUUCCUGGGUUGUUAGGCGCAUUCAACCCGAGGAGUGGAAGGGACACGGUGAAAUCACCGUUGUAGGCCUGUGCAUCUUCAACACACUUCUUUCACCCGAUCAGAAGGAGCCCAAAGAAUUCAACCCGGUCAUCUUUUGUGAUAAUGCCGACUUCGUGAUUGCGGCACGCGAAGAGCUCAAUCUUCCUAUUCUACUCGUUGAUCUAAAGGAAAGGUUCAUUGAUACUCGGUACCAAAUGAAACUCGAGCGGUCAGGCCAUACUGUUAUGGAGAUUCAGGCGAACCUUGCAGCUGAUCAUCGUAAUGGCGUGUCUGGUAAUGAAACCAGUGGAGAAUCAUGGGUCUCUAUGACUCUUCUGAAGCCGGAAGUCGUUGAAGCAGUACUUCCUUGUCUGGCCAAUGUGAUUGGACGGCUACAGAGUCUCGACAUGAAGAACCCAAUGAUCACGCAAUCAAACCUCACAUUCUGA
Penicillium longicatenatum is the source of this 1917-nucleotide messenger RNA. Its product is annotated as FAD/NAD(P)-binding domain-containing protein. Gene Ontology annotation, molecular function: monooxygenase activity; FAD binding. Bases 1 to 1917 code for a protein of 638 amino acids. The record is from RefSeq and is a predicted model, not a curated record. NCBI's taxonomy places the organism in Eukaryota, Fungi, Ascomycota, Eurotiomycetes, Eurotiales, Aspergillaceae. The transcript has 11 exons.